This is a messenger RNA of Elephantulus edwardii (Cape elephant shrew), 300 nucleotides long. It is a transcript of the gene CALML4, whose product is annotated as calmodulin-like 4. The coding region runs from base 55 to 300 and encodes 81 amino acids. The transcript has 3 exons. Gene Ontology annotation, molecular function: myosin heavy chain binding; calcium ion binding. The record is from RefSeq and is a predicted model, not a curated record. NCBI's taxonomy places the organism in Eukaryota, Metazoa, Chordata, Mammalia, Macroscelidea, Macroscelididae. Gene Ontology annotation, cellular component: myosin II complex; cytoplasm.
GACCAGAUUAAUGACAAAAAUGGGGAGCUGGAUUUCUCUACCUUCCUGACCAUUAUGCACACACAAAUCAAACAAGAAGACCCAAAGAAAGAAAUUCUCCUGGCCAUGUUGAUGACAGACAAGGAGAAGAAAGGCUACAUUAUGGCAUCUGAGCUGCGGUCAAAGCUCAUGAAACUCGGGGAGAAGCUCACCCAGAAGGAAGUAGACGAACUUUUCAAGGAAGCAAAUAUUGAACCAGAUGGCAAAGUGAUUUAUGAUGAAUUCAUCCGCAAGAUUACGCUCCCUGCACGAGACUACUGA